Messenger RNA from Osmerus eperlanus (European smelt), 2653 nucleotides. RefSeq names its product SMG9 nonsense mediated mRNA decay factor (gene smg9). Gene Ontology annotation, biological process: nuclear-transcribed mRNA catabolic process, nonsense-mediated decay. Bases 151 to 1677 code for a protein of 508 amino acids. The transcript is spliced from 14 exons. Lineage: Eukaryota; Metazoa; Chordata; Actinopteri; Osmeriformes; Osmeridae. The record is from RefSeq and is a predicted model, not a curated record.
CGCACGAGUUUAUUUCAGCGACACCAAAGUUUGUUUGUACAUUUCUAUGCGCUACUUAGCUACAGAAGCGCAUAUUUUUCAGAGACUCAACUCAAACUAAACUCGUUUGUGUAUUAAUCUAUCUUGGCAUAAAUUAAAGUCUGGGUCAAGAUGUCAGAAUCUGGUCACAGUCAACCUGGUAUGUAUGGACAAGGAAGGAGAAGAAGGCGACGUCGGGACAGGGAUGGACCCCCAGGACAAAACCUAUCCGGACCCAGUCGCGACAGAGAAUAUGUCCCAAGAGAACGCAGGGAUGGUAGUGAGGAGGCUCCAGGACCACACCUGCAGAAGACCCCCAUCAUUCUGGCAAAACCUCCUGGAGAAAGGUCUAAACCAACUCAGAGUGUCCCUAUCAGUGGGGUGCCAGCCAUGGAGAAACCGAUCGUACUCUUCAAAGCCAGAGACGAUGGAGGGAAGCCGGGUACUCCUCCUGAGGUGACCCCGCUAGCCUCCAGCUCAGGGCCCUCCAAGCUUGAGAGGGAGGGACAGCGGCCAACCCAGCCUGUGUACCAGAUCCAAAACAGAGGCAUGGCUGCUGCAGCUGCUGCAUCAAGCAGCACUGUGGACCCGGUGAUUGGCCAGACCAAACUCCUUCCUCCGGAAAAGAUGAAACACAGCAUCAAGCUGGUAGACGAUCAGAUGAACUGGUGUGACAGUGCUAUGGAGUAUCUUAGGGACCAGACAGAUAUGCUGGUAGUGGGAGUCAUUGGCUUGCAGGGAACAGGAAAAUCCACCAUCAUGUCUCUCCUGUCAGCCAACACACCCGAGGAAGACCAAAGAGGGUAUGUGUUCAGAGCCCAAUCUCAGGAAAUCAAAGAGAGAGGAGGGAACCAGAGCACUGGGAUUGACUUCUUCAUAACCCAGGAGAGAGUCAUCUUCCUGGACACACAGCCCAUCCUCAGCCCUUCUAUCCUGGAUCAUCUGAUCAACAACGAUCGCAAGUUGCCUCCAGAGUACAACCUCCCUCACACAUACGUCGAGAUGCAGUCUCUUCAGAUCACUGCCUUCCUGUUCACCAUCUGCCAUGUGGUCGUCGUUGUUCAAGACUGGUUUACUGACAUCAACCUUUACAAGUUCCUUCAGACUGCAGAGAUGUUAAAACCUUCCACACCAUCAGCAAACCACGACAGCACGAGUGCUUCCGGAAGCGACGAAGGAUCUGAAUACUACCCCCACAUAGUUUUCCUGCAGAAUAAAUCUCGACGAGACGAGUUCUGUCCCCUGAACCUGAAGAAGAUGCACAUGACGGUGGACAAGCUGAUGGCCCACUCCCACCUCAAAUACAAAGGCACAUUGUCCAUGCUGGACUGUAACAUCUUUCCUGGCCUGGGGAGGGAUUACCUGGAGACUGAGGUCAACCUGUUCCUGCUCCCCCUGCAAGAGAACGAGGGGGAUGAUUCCCUGACGAAAACAGGAUCCGGGGCUCCCCCCCUCUUCUCCCUACUCCCAGGUUAUCAAGGACACCCUGCCUUCUCCUCACUGGUCUCCAAGCUCCGCAGCCAAAUACUUGCCAUGUCUCGCUCUCAGCUCUCACACACCAUUCUCACUGAGAAGAAUUGGUUUCACUAUGCUGCUCGUAUCUGGGAUGGGGUGAAGAAGUCAUCUGCUCUUUCAGAGUACAGCCGCCUGCUCUCCUAGCACCACAUUUGCAUUGCACAUUUGCAUUAGGCUGGAAGCAACGAGAGGCCAAGAGAGGAGAAAGUAGCCUUCUUACAAAGUCCAUGUGUCUAAAAACGUUUGUGACGUUUGUAUCCUUGGGACUAAUGAUGUUUGUGCUGUCCUUCAGUCCUUGUGUUGUGAGUGCCCAGCUGUCUGGAAAUAGAAACAAAAUGCAGAUGUCUACCUGGUUACAAAAAUCCAGUACAAGAUUGGAUGAUAUGUGUCAACCUAAGGAGAAAGUCUGGCUUCACAGCUGUGCUUGAGGCAGACUUGUUUGUAAUAGUAACUUGACUUAGAGAUUGAAUAAUAUGUGAUUUAUACAAUUGACUCUGCAUAGUGGAAAUGCAGUUCUAGUCCCCCCCCUCAAAAUAAAACGGAAUUGCUUUCACAAUGCUGUGAGUUUUUAAGGCCUCAUUAGGAAAACGGAGUGUCUCUUUUCUAAUUAUUUUCAAGAAUGGACCUUUCAAGAACUAACAGCUUCAGAGGGAGCUCCAAAUAGUUAGUUACAGCUCAUUACAUUAAUUCUAAUGGUGGAUUUGGAAUAGUGUUUUUGGUUUUUGAGGAAAAGUUUAAUCACUAUUAAGGUUGCCAAUGCCCUGGCCCUUCAUGUACCAGGAAUGAUUAUGUACUCUAUGGGGUGUUUGCUAUGUUUAUAUUAGUUUGUCUUUUUUUGUGCUAUGUAAUGCUGUAAACUAGUCUAAUAAUUCUCGACAUGAUAACUGACCGAGGAGACUAAAUUUGCACGAACAUUGUUCCAGUCGCUAUAUCCAUGCCUUAAGAAACCCACCAAGGAGGCUAAAGUGGUAGGAAUAGUGCCCAUGUGCGUGGUAGGCUACAUUCAUGCAAAUGAUUAUGUAGCCUUCAUUUGUCUGCUGUUUCCUAUGUUAUAAAUUGCUUAAGUUAUGUUGAUCAAAAUGUACUAUAUUGGUUCUCUGAUUACUUGUCUUACUACCAC